CGAGUCUGCUGUAUGUCAGCGGGUUCGUUGUUUCAUGGCGGCUAUUUUGACCGGAGCACUAGAGUUGUCUUCAAACUUUAGACUGAACUUCAAGGAAAUCAACGUGUACUUGUUGUGCAUAGGAAGUAUGUGAAAUGUCCAGUAGCGGUGUAGGGCUUUCUGAAGAGCAGAGGCGUAAAAUAGAAGAAAAUCGCAAAAAAGCACUUGAAAGGCGAGCUCUGUUGAAUUCCCAAAGACAAGCACCGUCUGUUAAAGGUGUUUCCAAACCUUCUGGAUCAGCCGUCGACAAACAAAACAAUCAUGCCGUCAUCAGCAGAUCGUUCCCUUCUUCAAAACCUAUAAAUACGGCACAAACAUGGUCGAGGCAGGCGCAUCAAACCACAAAUUCAAAUACAAGCCAGGAAAAUGCGACGUCGUCAGUACUCCCGUCAUCUAGCCGUCAACAGUUAGAGUCCUCAAGUCGAACAGCGAAUAACAGUGCAUCAGAUGGAGUAGAAAACAGACAAAAUGCUUUUAGAAAUAAAACCGACUGCGAUGGAGGACCGCGGGAUUUUUUUGCUCCACGAAAACCGAGUCAAACUUCUAGUGGAGCCAUUAGUUUUUGCGGGGAUAAAAAGUUAAAGGGACAACAGAAGAUCCAGGGUGAAGCUUUUUUCCCAGUAACUGGAAAGGUGAUCAAAGGAUUAUGUGUGCUAAUCAGCAGCACCAGAUUUACUGUUAAGAUUGGCUUCCACGCACAGCUAAUAGCUCUAUUCAAAACUCUCCCAAGCCGCGCAUAUGACAAAGCAACCACAACUUGGUCCUUCUCCCUGGAGGAUUAUGAAACUUUGAUGUCUGCUAGUAGAGACUUGGUUGGUGUCAGCUUGGAAGGUCUUCCAAAAACUGUCUUGUCUUUGUUUACAAAGUCAUCUCCAGGAACUCUAAAAAGCCUUUCAACAGAAGAUAUCAACUUGAAUUGUGUCGACACUAAGUUAGUCAGCUCCCUAAUGCCCUUUCAGCGUGAGGGAGUUGCAUUUUGCAUUUGUCAAGAUGGUCGGGCUAUAAUAGCAGAUGACAUGGGACUAGGAAAAACAGUGCAAGCAAUUUGUGUUGCUAGCUAUUAUCGCAAGGAAUGGCCAUUACUAGUGGUAGCACCGUCCUCUAUGAGGCUCACUUGGAAGCAGGCAUUCAUAAAAUGGCUACCCUCUCUUGACCCUCAGUCCAUCAACGUUGUUUUGACCGGCAAAGACAAUGUAACUGCUGGUCUCAUAAAUAUAAUCAGCUAUGAUUUACUCACAAAGUUUGUGGGAAAAUUGCAGGAAAAGCGCUUUCGUGUUAUAAUUGCGGAUGAAAGCCAUUUUAUCAAGAACAACAAAGCUGCAAGAACAAAGACGUUUUUGCCAAUAUUAAAGGCAGCAACACGAGUCAUCCUUCUCUCAGGCACUCCAGCACUCUCCAGGCCUGAGGAGCUGUAUACACAGAUAUGUGCUGUGAACCCCAGGAUGUUCCCAUCAUUCCAUGAGUUCGGCAAGCGCUAUUGUGCUGGAGUUGAGAAUCGCUGGGGAUGGGAUUACUCUGGUGCAUCCAACAUGGAGGAGCUACAACUUGUGCUUGAGCAAAGCAUUAUGAUCAGACGUUUGAAGAAAGAUGUGCUGCAUCAAUUGCCAUCAAAGAGAAGACAAAUGGUUCUUCUGGACCCUUCUCUUAUUAAAGUCAAGCCUUUAAUGAAGGCGGCCAAAGAGGUUGAAACAGCAAAGAAAAAGGAGCAGCACGGCGCUCUUCUGAACUACUUCUGUGAAACAAGUGCUUCUAAGAUAGCUGCAGUAAGGAAUUAUGUUCUGGACUUGCUGGAAGGCGGGCAUAAGUUCCUGGUCUUCGGUCACCAUCAGGACAUGCUAGAUGCUAUAAGUGACUGUCUCAUGCAUAAGAAAUACAGCUAUAUACGCAUUGAUGGAAAGACGCCCUCUUCUAAACGACAGAUGUUAUGCGACCAAUUUCAAAAAGACAAGAACACAGUGGUGGCGGUACUGUCAAUCACAGCGGCAAACACAGGCCUCACGCUUACUGAGGGCACGGCUGUCGUUUUUGCGGAGUUAUUUUGGAAUCCCGGGGCACUAGUGCAAGCAGAGGACCGGGUCUACAGAAUCGGGCAAAAGAACUCGGUUAAUAUCCAUUAUUUGGUAGCAAAAGGCACAGCUGACGAUUAUCUUUGGCCACUUAUCCAGCAUAAGCUAGAUGUGCUGAGCAAAGCUGGUCUUACGAAAGAUGACUUUUCAGAGGCGGAUACAACAUUAUUUCAGGAUCCGAAGCAGAAAACCCUCUUUUCCUGUUUUGAGUCCCUUAUCGAAGAAUGUGACGACGAUGAUCUCAUUGCGUCUGAAUCUGACUUUGUUACCUUGGAAACAAGUGCUGAUGUCAAGGCAACGGCAAAGUCAGCGAUGGUUUUAUCAUCUACGAAUACAGAAUCGCGCUCCGAGGAACCAAGUCAGUUGGAUCAGGCGGCCCAAUUUGACUGGUUCGAUGAUAUGACCGGUCUCUUGUCGGAUGAGGAGACAGACUUUGUGAAAAUCGAGAGUUCUGAGAACAAGGGUACUCGUGUGAACGCCGGAGAACGAAUAAGAAAGGCAGAGGACAUGGACAUUAUUACUGCCAAGGAACCGUCCGCAAAGCGAUAUAAACGAUAAUGAUGAGUUUAUAAAGACCUGGCUAAACUAGGGGACAUGUCGAGUGCGGCAUGAAUAGCGUACAACAUGUCUCCUAAAUGUUUCCUAGUUUAGACCCCGCCUGAAGCAUGUAGGGCGCGACACGAAAAUGUUUGUCAAAUAUCUGAGAGGCAUUUCUUUGUCGCGGCUACAAGAUUUGGCGCGCGCUACAAUGUUUUUUGAGGUUGCUAAUCUGGUCGAAACAUUUCGCACGCAACAUGUCUCCUAGUUUAGCCAGGCCUUAGAUCUUAACCUACCAAGCAAAGUUUGAAGGUUAAGAAUCUGUAAAGGCACCAGUAAAGCAAGCGAGAAAGAUCGAAGGCAUACAUUGUGAUAAAGUGACUGCUGAAAAGUGUAUAAAAAAUGAAGGCGAGCAAGCAGAGAAGGCGUAAAGCUCACCUAUCUUACUCGAAGCAUGCGGUGUGGAGGGCAAAAUUUAAAAAAAUGAAAGUUAGGUAUGCAAAAUGAGAUACAAUACUUACAAAGCUGACUGUGA
This is a messenger RNA of Nematostella vectensis (starlet sea anemone), 3177 nucleotides long. RefSeq names its product SWI/SNF-related matrix-associated actin-dependent regulator of chromatin subfamily A-like protein 1. Bases 135 to 2663 code for a protein of 842 amino acids. The transcript is spliced from 16 exons. The record is from RefSeq and is a predicted model, not a curated record. Gene Ontology annotation, molecular function: ATP-dependent chromatin remodeler activity; ATP binding. Gene Ontology annotation, cellular component: nuclear replication fork. Lineage: Eukaryota; Metazoa; Cnidaria; Anthozoa; Actiniaria; Edwardsiidae. Gene Ontology annotation, biological process: DNA repair; replication fork processing.